GCGAUUUUUUGAUUGACUUCAACAGAUGUCUGUAUAGCUAUUGAACAUUGCACACAAAGUAUCGUAAGAAUGCCUCUGGAUCGUAGGCUUUCGGUGACCUCCUUGUCUGGACUAGAGGAGUGGGACGAGGAGUUUGACUUGGAGGAUGCAGUGCUUUUUGAGAUUGCAUGGGAGGUGGCGAAUAAAGUGGGGGGGAUCUACACUGUGAUCCAGACUAAGGCCCGUCUCACCUCAGAAGAGUGGGGAGAGAACUACUUCCUGGUGGGACCCUACACGGAGAGUAAUGUCAGAACGCAGGUGGAGCUUAUUGAGCCUACCAACCCUACCUUGAAGAGAACCAUCGACAAAAUGAAUGCCAGCGGGUGCAAGGUGUACUUUGGUCGCUGGCUGAUUGAGGGUAGCCCGUAUGUGGUGCUGAUCGACGUGGGCUUCACGGCCUGGUCACUGGACCGCUGGAAAAGCGAGCUGUGGGAUAACUGCGGGAUCGGGGUGCCCUGGUUUGACCGCGAGGCCAACGACGCUGUGCUGUUUGGAUUUCUGACCGCGUGGCUCCUGGGAGAGUAUGCAGCGCAAUGUGAGGACCCUCCCCACGUCCUGGCCCACUUUCACGAGUGGCUGGCAGGGGUGGGCCUGGUUCUGUGCCGGCAGAGACAGCUCCCUGUAGCCACCAUCUUCACCACCCACGCCACCCUGCUGGGCCGCUACCUAUGCGCUGGCAACGUAGACUUCUACAACAACCUCAGCGAGUUCAAUGUGGACAAGGAGGCCGGGGACCGGCAGAUCUACCACAGGUACUGCAUGGAGAGAGCUGCCGCCCGCUGUGCCCACGUCUUCACCACCGUCUCACAGAUCACUGCCAUCGAGGCCGAGGCCCUGCUCAAGAGGAAACCAGACAUAGUGACCCCGAACGGACUGAACGUGAAAAAGUUUUCAGCCAUGCACGAGUUCCAGAACCUGCAUGCCCAGAGCAAGGCUCGCAUUCAGGAGUUCAUCCGGGGACACUUCUAUGGACACCUGGAUUUUAAUCUGGACAAGUGUUUGUUCCUCUUCAUCGCUGGGAGAUACGAGUUCUCUAACAAAGGAGCCGACAUCUUUCUGGAGGCAUUGGCCCGACUCAACUAUCUUCUCAGGGUGAACCACAGUGAAGUCACCGUUAUAGCAUUCUUCAUCAUGCCAGCCAGGACAAACAACUUCAAUGUGGAAACGCUAAAGGGACAGGCAGUGCGAAAACAGCUCUGGGACACGGCACACACUGUGAAAGAGAAGUUUGGGAAGAAGCUGUAUGAAUCACUACUUGGGGGCCAGUUACCGGACGUGUCCAAGAUGCUGGAUAAGGAAGACUUCACCAUGAUGAAGAGGGCCAUAUUUGGGAGCCAGAGGCAAUGCCAGCCCCCCAUCUGUACCCACAACAUGCUGGAGGACAGCAAUGACCCCAUCCUCACCUGUAUCCGCAGGAUAGGCCUGUUCAACAGCUCUGCUGACAGAGUCAAGGUGAUCUUCCAUCCAGAGUUCCUUUCCUCCACCUCCCCCCUCCUACCCAUGGACUAUGAGGAGUUUGUGAGAGGCUGUCAUCUAGGAGUGUUCCCCUCUUACUAUGAGCCUUGGGGAUACACACCAGCGGAGUGCACAGUGAUGGGGAUUCCCUCCAUCUCCACCAACCUGUCAGGGUUUGGCUGCUUCAUGGAGGAGCACAUUGCAGAUCCAUCCGCAUACGGAAUCUACAUCCUGGACCGGCGGUACCGCAGUGUGGACGACUCCUGCAACCAGCUCACCUCCUUCCUGUUCCAGUUCUGCCAGCAGAGCCGGCGCCAGCGCAUCAUCCAGAGGAACCGCACGGAGAGGCUGAGCGAUCUGCUGGACUGGAGAUACCUGGGCCGGUAUUACAUUUCAGCUCGCCAUAUGGCCCUUUCAAAAACCUUCCCAGAUACCUACUGCUACGAGCCUCAUGACCCGACCUCUACACAGGGCUUCCGUUACCCCAGACCAGCAUCUGUGCCCCCAUCCCCCGCUCUGUCCCGCCACUCCUCCCCCCACCACAGCGAUGCUGAGGAAGAGGAUGAGGAGAGGUACGAUGAAGACCUGGAGGCGGAAAAGGACCGCGUCAACAUCCGGCAGCCGUUCACCGCCCCCUUGCGGAACAAGAACUCCCUGCCGUACUCGCUGCCCACCUCCAACAGCAACAGCAGCAGCAGCAGCCCCCCCAGCUCACUCUCCAGCGAGAAGAACUGAGCAUACACUCAAACACUCACACACACACACACAUACAGACAUAUACACAGCACACUCAAACACACAC
Molecule: messenger RNA, 2296 nt
Organism: Megalops cyprinoides (Indo-Pacific tarpon)
Lineage: Eukaryota; Metazoa; Chordata; Actinopteri; Elopiformes; Megalopidae
Gene: gys1
Product: glycogen synthase 1 (muscle)
Exons: 16
Coding region: 70-2229 (719 amino acids)
Biological process (GO): glycogen biosynthetic process
Cellular component (GO): cytoplasm
Molecular function (GO): alpha-1,4-glucan glucosyltransferase (UDP-glucose donor) activity
Source: RefSeq, a predicted model, not a curated record